AUGAAACGCCAUUUUACAGACCAUAAGGGAGAAGAGUCACCAACAGAUGGAACCACCCUCAGCUUGGCCAGCCUGGAGUCCACGGAGGAGAGCGUGGAAGUGUGCUGGCCAGGGACCAUAAAGAGGGAGGACUCAGCUCUGCCGCCAGGGCCAGCCAUUCCCCAUCACGAAGACAUGUGUUUCGCCUCCAGGGCCGCGGGGAAGCUGAGCUGGAGCAGCUCGCCGUCAUCCCAGUCUUCCUCCGAGUACCAGUCCUACUCCCAGUACCAGUCUUGCUGCUCCUACCUGUACAGUGAUGAGGAAGCCACCCCACAGAGCGUCUGUGCUUUCUACACCCAUGUGCAGACGGUGCAGGGUGUGGCCGUGGCCUGGGAGACCGAGGCCGGCUUCCAGCCUGUUAGCAGGAAGCCCCGCAUUCACCAAGCUGAGUUCAUCGGGAGGCAGAGGAGGAAAGGCUCCUCCUUUGAGAUGGCUUCUAACACUGACCUGCGCUGGGAGCUGGAAGCCAGCAAGAACAACGGCUGCCAGGAGCAGGAGGACACCGAGCUGCUGGAGCCCCUGGAUAGCUGCCUGCAGGACCUGCGGGAAACCCCGGACUGGCUGGUCACCACCAACUACGGGCUGCGCUGUGUGGCCUGCUGCCGGGUCUUCCCCACUCUGGAGGCGCUGCUGGAACAUGCUCAGUAUGGCAUCCAAGAGGGCUUCAGCUGCCAGAUCUUUUACGAGGAAAUGCUGGAGAGAAGGCAGGCCCAGGACCAAGAACAGGAGGAGGAGGAAGAGCAGAGCCCUUCGGACAGCACUGACCGCCCAGGGCCCCAGGGCAGGGUGCUUCCAUCGCAGCAGCAGAAGCAGUGA
Rhinolophus ferrumequinum (greater horseshoe bat) is the source of this 855-nucleotide messenger RNA. It is a transcript of the gene FAM170B, whose product is annotated as family with sequence similarity 170 member B. Gene Ontology annotation, biological process: fertilization. The transcript has 2 exons. The record is from RefSeq and is a predicted model, not a curated record. Lineage: Eukaryota; Metazoa; Chordata; Mammalia; Chiroptera; Rhinolophidae. The coding region runs from base 1 to 855 and encodes 284 amino acids. Gene Ontology annotation, cellular component: acrosomal vesicle.